CUUUCCGCAUUGCAGCCCUAGCCCAACGCCCGACAGCUUGUUACUGUACCUCCAACCACGAGCCACAACCGCCAUUCACCGCUUCUGUCAGGGCUACCGUCUCUCUAUCGAGUCAGGGAGCCACAAUAGACGGUCACGCGUAUUGCACCUUCCUAAUCGUGGAGGUACACGCAUGCAGAGGCUCCUUGUAGAAGACCAGCUGACGGACAUGCCAUCGAACACCUGCAGCCAUGACUUCCACCAAAAACGACAAACUUCGAGAGGUCACGACAUGAAUUUUGCGCAGCUCUGCUCUCCCCUCCUCCGCUAUCGGAGCUCCUAGAGAAAUACUUCUCCUCCAGCAACCCCAAAAUCACUGAGCAUGGUCCAGAGUGGGCACGCAAACGCCUACCAUUUCUCGCAAAGACCUUCUCAGGCAAGGAUAGCUGUGAGGGGUACUUUAAGCUGAUGGGUGGCACCCUCGAGAUGUCUUUAGACAAGGAUGCCUUUCCAGAUGCUAAAGGAUUCAUUGUGGAUGCCGAUGCCAACGCCGUGACUGUGGUAGGCAACGGUCACUUUUCCAGCAGGAAGACAGGCAAGGGUUGGGAUGAGCAUUUCAUUCACAAGUUCAGCGAGUUCGACGAGCAUGGCAAGAUUGGGCACAGGGAGAUUUGGGCGGAUCAAUUGAGCGCUUUGGUUGCUGUUGGCGAGUGAACGCUAUGUGUGUAACUUGGCAAGACGGCGUACCAUACAAACGAGCAUUGCAGUGACUGUUGCCUCCUGGCGAUGUCCGGCCGUCAUGUUUCCUCGACGGUGUGCUGGGCGCUCACCUCGACCCCGCACCGUCAUCACAGAAGUACGGCUGCACCGAGGCUAAUAACCGGUCGACUUGAGCAAAAUCAAUGACAUGUAGUGUAGCAAUCGCAAU
This is a messenger RNA of Didymella exigua CBS 183.55, 907 nucleotides long. RefSeq lists its product as uncharacterized. Bases 466 to 693 code for a protein of 75 amino acids. The record is from RefSeq and is a predicted model, not a curated record. The transcript has a single exon. NCBI's taxonomy places the organism in Eukaryota, Fungi, Ascomycota, Dothideomycetes, Pleosporales, Didymellaceae.